Messenger RNA from Pelobates fuscus (common spadefoot toad), 1873 nucleotides. RefSeq names its product ring finger protein, transmembrane 2 (gene RNFT2). Gene Ontology annotation, biological process: positive regulation of ERAD pathway. Gene Ontology annotation, molecular function: ubiquitin protein ligase activity. The record is from RefSeq and is a predicted model, not a curated record. Lineage: Eukaryota; Metazoa; Chordata; Amphibia; Anura; Pelobatidae. Bases 347 to 1699 code for a protein of 450 amino acids. The transcript is spliced from 10 exons.
GUUUUGAUGAGUCGGCCAUCUUGUCGGCGUCGCAGAACCGUAGAUCGCUGUAGAAGGUAGCAAUGGAUAGGUGUUUGUUGUGCGUAGAGCUCGGGGUACCAUAUGUCUAUGCCGUGCUGGGCUAGAUCUGAUGUAGAGUUGAAGGCUGACGUCAUCACCUGUGCGACGUGCGAAGCAGAGAAGCAAGUGAGAUGAACUGCGUCUGAUUUUUUUAAAAGACCCAGAUGUCGACUUUCAAGUUCUUUAAAUCUUACAAAGCGUACUUGGAGAAAGUUCAUGUAUCAAGCAACGUUGAAACUGGAAGACGUCUACCUGCUCAUUUUCCCUUUUAGACAAUACGUUUUAAAUGUAUUGUUUUAAGGUCUUGAAAACAAUGCAGAGAAGACAUAGCAGCCUCACAGACAACCCUCCUCCAGAGAGGAGUCGGAACCAGAAUUUGAGUUCAGAUACCAAUGUGGAUGAUGGAGUCUUUAAUGGCAUGAAGCAAGACGCCCCUUCCUCCCAGCAUCUUUUUUCAAGUCUGGCCGGUCUCCAACCUGGGCCAAUAACCGUCCAGUCUGGUUUAGUGCUUGGCUCCUCAGCUGGAGGUGGUGAGGUGUUUAUACAGAUGCCACCUCCUCUUCGAGAAGAGUCUGGAGUACGUUCAGAGACAAGCCCUUUCAUUCACCACCACCAUCAUCACCGGCCACAGCCACCGUCACAUCAUCAGCAACAUAGUUUUCAGCACCCUCAUUCUCGACCCUCAUUGCUGCAUGCAGCUUCCGGGGAACGUCACAGAGAGGAGACUAAUGAAGAGCCUGGCACGCCCGCCCCUGCUCUGUCUGAGCUCAGGGCCAUUGUCUCCUGGUUGCAGAAGGGGCUCCCAUUCAUACUUAUCCUAUUGGCUAAGGUCUGCUUUCAGCAUAAGCUGGGCAUAGCUGUGUGCAUCGGAAUGGCCAGCACCUUUGCCUAUGCUAACUCCUCUGUGAAACAUCAGGUUUCUUUAAAGGAGAAGCGGUCAGUCUUAACGGUGUUUUGGAUUGUGUCAUUUUUGAUGGGUAACACCCUGUAUCUUCUAUAUACCUUCAGAUCUCAACAACUGUACUAUAGUCUUAUUUUUCUGAAACCCAAUCUCGAGGGCCUGGACUUCUUUGAACUCAUCUGGAUUGUGGGCAUCUCAGAUUUUGUCCUGAAGUAUAUCACAGUGUCCCUGAAGUGCCUGGUCCUCAGUCUCCCACGCAUUGUCCUAGCUGUAAAAUCAAAGGGUAAGUUUUACCUGCUAAUCGAAGAGCUCAGCCAGCUGGUCCGUUCCCUGGUGCCUAUCCAGCUGUGGUAUAAAUACAUCAUGGGCGAUGAUCCUUCAAGUACCUACUUCUUAGGAGGCAUUCUCAUCAUCUUGUACAGCCUGUGUAAGUCCUUUGAUAUCUGUGGUCGUAUUGGAGGCCUACGGAAAGCACUGAGGAUUCUUUGCCACCCUCAGCAGAAGUAUGGAGUUCGCGCCACCAGCCAGCAAUGCAGUGAAGCAGGUGAUAUCUGUGCCAUUUGCCAAGCAGACUUCAAAGAUCCAUUGAUCCUGAUUUGCCAGCAUGUGUUCUGCGAGGAAUGCUUGUGCCUUUGGUUUGACAGGGAGCGAACUUGUCCUCUCUGCCGCUCUGUUGCAGUGGAAACACUUCGCUUAUGGAAAGAUGGCUCCACAUCUGCUCACUUUCAGGUCUACUGACACUGCAUGUUAAUUUAUGCAUAAAAUGCUGUAUAUUAAACUAUCUUCUCUAACCACAAAGAGCCUAAUGACCAUUUCUGUGGUUUUCCAUUGGUGAUGAAGUUCUAAUUGCCGUACUCAUGAACUUUGAAGAGCUGAACCUGUGAUUAAAGAUCCCUAAGCCUGUUGGUCGAA